CUGCGGAGGGCGGUGAGGAUCGGAGCGGGACUGGGCGGCGGCCGGGGCGAAAUGGCGCUUUAAAUUGUGCGGGCGGCAGCUGCGGGAGGAAGAGGAGGGCGGGCAGGAUGGAUGUGGUGCUUUAAAAUGGCCCAGUGGUGGUUGUCAGAGAUGCUGCCCAGUGCUGGUGUCUAUUACUUCCCGUGGGAGAUCAACAGCUCAAUCCCAGAGGGGGAGGCGCUGAGGACGUUUGGCAGGUUAUGCAGCUACGACCUGGCCCAGUCCAAAGCCAUUCUCACUGCUCAGCACAGCUCAGCUCAGUACCAGGUCUGUGUCGACACCAAGUUUGUGGAGCCAUUCCAAGCCCAGCUGGGAUCUCGCUACAUGGUCCUGGGAGAGGCUGAACACAGGGAAGGUGAGGGUCCCGUGGUAAAGGCACGAAUAUUGACCUGCGUGGAAGGGAUGAAUGUGCCUUUGCUGGAACAAGCCAUACAGGAGCAGAGGAAAUACUUCAAUGAGAGGCAGGAGUGGAUGGGAAACAGCACGUCCUGACAGCAGCUCUGAGACCAGCCAUAGGCUGAUCCUUGCGCUGCCAUUUGCAACGAAUAUGUUAAAAAAUUUAGAAGGUGGGUUUGCAACAAACUGCUUUUUUUCCGAUGCAAAUCGCAAAGUCAAGUCAGUAAGCAGGGAAACACUUGAAGACUGUGAGCCGGUAUGUGACUGUGGGUUGCCCCAUUCAUGCCAGGUGUCAUCACUGAAAAUAGCUCUGGGAAGCAGGUUUGGUGUUUGCUUAAAAGGGUGGUGAAAGAAGGGGAGCACUUGAGUUACAGGGUCCUUUUGUAACACAAGGCUUGGAGAUGUCAGAAAAAGGAGAAGUCUCUGAAGCUCGAGUUAAACAGCUCACACCCAUGCGUGCUACCAAAGUGCAGUGGGCUACUGGGCCUUGGGCAGAUGGGAGGUAAAGGGCAUUAGUGCAAAGUUCGUUAGCCGCGCGGGUCCAUGAGUGCAUGUGUUUGGUUACUGUGACUCAGCUGCCACACAGGAGCAUUGCUGGCAAAACACUCACAUAGCUGGGCUGACCAACAAAGAAAGAGGAAGAACAAAGAGUCACUAUUUUCAGUAGCACCUGCCUCUUCGGGUUUUCAGGAGCUGAUGUCCAAGGGGAGGGAUUUACUUUAGUUCUAAAAUAAAUAUUUGCAGUGCCCUGAGAACCACCACUUGACUCUCUUCUUUGACACAACUGAAUUUAGGAGACCUUAAAUCACUGUUUUUUUGAAGCAUCUGAAGGUUUUGAUUGAUAUUUUCCUAAAUAAAGAUGAAAAGAGAUGGCAGUCUGUCUUCUAUUGAUUAAAACCCUCUUUGUUUGUUGCUAAGGCAAAUGCAUUAGGCCCUGCAGAAACCCCAUGGAUGAUGUAAGAAAGUUUAGCGAUAUGCAAUGUUCCCCCUUUUCCUAAGUGCUGGGUGUGUAAGGAAGUGCUUGGCUUUUAAAAAGUUGCAAGAGGAGGAGACGAAGUUAACGUCAGAACUGCUCUGGUU
Calidris pugnax (ruff) is the source of this 1515-nucleotide messenger RNA. RefSeq names its product TEN1 CST complex subunit (gene TEN1). NCBI's taxonomy places the organism in Eukaryota, Metazoa, Chordata, Aves, Charadriiformes, Scolopacidae. Gene Ontology annotation, molecular function: telomeric repeat DNA binding; telomerase inhibitor activity; single-stranded DNA binding. The record is from RefSeq and is a predicted model, not a curated record. Gene Ontology annotation, biological process: negative regulation of telomere maintenance via telomerase. Gene Ontology annotation, cellular component: CST complex. The transcript is spliced from 4 exons. The coding region runs from base 112 to 531 and encodes 139 amino acids.